Populus nigra (black poplar) is the source of this 1224-nucleotide messenger RNA. RefSeq lists its product as uncharacterized. Bases 125 to 967 code for a protein of 280 amino acids. Lineage: Eukaryota; Viridiplantae; Streptophyta; Magnoliopsida; Malpighiales; Salicaceae. The transcript has a single exon. The record is from RefSeq and is a predicted model, not a curated record.
AUCAUAUUCCUUUUCCGGUACUACGUACUAAUUCUUCACAUAAAUAUAGACCUCGUUUGAUGUUUCUUGUCACGUAACCAAGUUUGUCACCAGGUCAUAUUUGCUUCAGCUUCAGGGAAAAACCAUGGGGUGGCAAAAGAAGCAAAAAAAGCUCUCAGGUUGUGCCAUUUUCAGAGAACCCUUCCAUGUCGUGACCAUUACCCUCCUCAGUCUCUUGCUGCCUCUCUCAUUUCUCCUCCUUGCCAGGCUCUCUUGUUAUAACUAUAUGUUGACCAUCACAUCUGAUCCUACACAGCAAUCAACCUCUUCUUUCAUCUUAUCCUUAUUGUUGUCCAUCAAUCCAUCAAUUCUGUGUUUUCUUGUUUCAAUUGUUAGCAUAGCUACUCUUAUUCACGGCUUGGCAGGAAGAACGACCCUUCUAAGCGAGUCACCAGGCGUAAUUUACCGGCCCGGAUUGUACACCGCAUGGAUUGUGUUAUGCACUUUACAGAUUUGUGUUGGCUUGGGCAUUGAAGGGAGCAUAGCUGCUGGAAUAUUUGAUGGUUCUGGUUUUGAUACUCGAAGAGGUUUAUUGUGUAGAUACAUAUUUUUCUUGGGGUUGCAUGAGACCAUGAUCCACUGGUCAAGAACUGUUGUUAAGCCAGUGGUUGAUGACACGAUUUUUGGUGCGGCUGGAGAUGAGAAGUGGGCACAGAGGGUGACCAUAGCUUUGAGUUAUGGUACUUUGUGGUGGUUGAGUAUAAGGGAUGAAGUUGAGUCUCUGGUUUUCGUAGCAGAGGCAAAGAUAGAGCUGUCGAUGGAUUUAGGAGUGGCUGACUUGGUUGGUUGGUGGCUGUAUUACCUGACAGUAACGAUCGGAAUGGUAAGAGUUGUCAAGAGUCUUAUCUGGAUUGGGGCGAUUCUGCUUUGUAAGAGGGUACGACGGAAUUCUACGGAGACCUGUGAGGAUGAAUUUGACAAGGUCUGAACUUGACCUUUUCUCUUCCACGCUGAUGCUCAUCCUCUUUUUUGUUUUUGUUUUUUGCUUCUUAAUAUAUAGUAUACUCUCGUUCUUCAUUCUGAGCAAUUGCUCUUUAAUAUGUCGCAUUCCUUUAAUAUUGUACCGAGAAUUGUACGUAGGAGUCUUCAUUUUCGUAACUGUAAAUUUGUGGGAAAAGAAAGCUGCAAAAUUAGUCAACCCAUUUGGAGUUAUCCAAUUGAUUACGUAAAAAAAUGCUUGGUUUA